AUGGCGGGAGCGGCGACAGAGGAGCCCGAGUUGAGGAGCGACAGAGACAGGAGAGGAGAGAGAGAAAACCUAACAGACUACAACAGCGCAAUAGAAACGGAGAACGGAAUAAGCGAGGCAUGGAAGACGCCGGGCGCGUCGCCGAAACAGAAGAAAAGGGGAAGAUUAACAAAUGCAGAUAGGAGGGAGAAAAACUCGGGUCAGGCACAAACACUGGAGUCACUCUGGAAAAGAAAGAGGCAAGAAGAACAAGGACAUGGAGACGACGAGGAUUCCGAGGACCAAACUCCGACCAAAACAGCGACCAAGAAGUACAAAAUAAGGAAAACGCCAGAGUCAGGGAAAGUAAAUAGGGACGACGGAGAACACCAAGCAGAGGGCCUUAAGACUACAAAGGGAAUAACAAAAGCCCUGGAAGAGAUUACAAAAGGAAUGAAUCAGAUGGUGACAGAAUUGAAGAUACUACGGGACGAAGCCAACGUAAGUAGGAAUGAGGCGAGAGAGGAUAAGGAGAGACUGAUAAAUCUAAUAGAAAUAGUAAAGAACCAGGGAGAGAAUGAAAGAAGGAGGCUGGAAGAGAGAAUACAGAGGCUAGAAAAUAACAUAGCAGAAAAAGAUAAUCUACACAGAGAACACUGGGAAAGAAUGAAGAAGGAAGUUGCAGAGGAAGCGAGAAUCACUGCGGAAGAAGUGGACAAUGAAAGAAGGACGGAGUCGAGAGAGCUAGAAGGAAUGAUCAGAGAGGUUGGAAGAAAGAUAGAGGCAAAGGACAGACAGGAAAGGAGAAAUAACAUAGUGAUCAAGGGCCAGGAUCUCCCCACGGGUGGAAACGCAGCAGAGGUGGCAAGUGAGAUUAUCGAAAGGAUCACAAGAAAAAAAAUAGGAAUAAGGGAAACAAUAGACAUGAGAGGAGCACAAGGAAAGGCAAUACUAGUAAAAGUACAAAGCUGGGAAGAAAAGAGGAAAAUAAUGGGACAAAAAAGACACCUGGCGGAGGAAAAAAUCUUCAUAGACGACGACCUCACAGACAAGGAACGGGAUAUACAGAGAAGGAUUUUAGAAAGAGCCAGAGUGGAAAAGGAAAAAGGAAGAAGAACGAAGGUAGGAUACAAGAAAAUACUGAUAGAAGAGACGCAAUGGGAAUGGAACGAAGAGACAGAGAGCUUGGUGGAAAGAAGAAGUACAAGGGCGAAUGAGCAGAACAGGAGGGGCGGGGAUAGAGGUAUAAGAGAGAAGGACGAGGAUUUCUGGGAGUACUUAGAGGAAUUUGAUAUCAUAGGCCUGACAGAAACGUGGUUAGAAGAAAAAGAGUGGACAAGUUGGGAGAAAAGACUACCGAAAACAUGGAAAUGGAGAUGCCAGGGCGCAGACAGGCAAGAGAAAAAAGGCAGAGCCAGGGGAGGAAUAAUCACAGGAGUGAAAUACGGUUUAGAGGAGGACGGAAUAAUCCUGAGAGGUGAAGGGAUACAGGAAGUGAGAAUAAGACGGGAGGAUGAAAUAUGGAGAGUGAUCACAUUCUACAACAGAGGGGGGGCGAAAGAAAAAUUGAAAGAACUAGAGGAGACAGUAGGAGAAGAACGGGAAGAAGAAAAUCUAAUCAUCGGAGGGGACUUCAAUGCACGAAUAGGAGAAAGGGGAGGCAGAGAUAAUUUCGAAGACCCAACAGAAACAGGAAAAAGACGGGCGAAGGACAAAAAAGAAAACAAAGAGGGGAAAGAGCUGAUGAAAGUAAUAGAAGACAGGGGAUGGUCAAUUCUAAAUGGAAAUAAAGAGGAUGCCGAGGAGGGAGAAUGGAAGUUCCACAAAGGCCCCAAAAGAACAACAAUUGACUAUGGUAUAAGUAAUGAGAGAACUUGGGAAAAGAUAAACAGUUUCAAGAUAGGCUGCAGAACAGAAUCAGACCAUCAACCAAUCAUUGUAACGAUAGGAAGCAACAGAAAGCCAGCAAAGAACGAAAAAACGAAAGAAGGAAUGUACAUACAGGUGUGGGACGAAAAAGAGGCAAAGGCAUUCAAAGAAAGAAUGGAAACAGUAAACUGGGCAGCGUCAGGGGUGGAAGAAGAAUGGACUGAGCUACAGAAGGAGGUGGAAAAAGCAACAUCAACAAGAAUUCGAAAACCAGGCAAUAAGACCGGAUAUAAAGCAUGGUGGGACAGAGAAUGCAAGGAGAUGAAAAUAGAGCUACGAAAAGAGUGGAGAAAGGCGAGAGAAGGCAAAGAAGAGGACGAACAGGCAUUCAAGGCGAAAAGAGGAAUAUACAAAAAGAAAUGCGAAGAAAAGAGGUUGCAAUGGACAAGGAAUGAAGAGAAAGAGCUAGAGGGAAUAAAAGAUGAAAGUGAAGCAUAG
This is a messenger RNA of Diprion similis, 2346 nucleotides long. RefSeq names its product golgin subfamily A member 6-like protein 22. The record is from RefSeq and is a predicted model, not a curated record. Gene Ontology annotation, molecular function: catalytic activity. Bases 1 to 2346 code for a protein of 781 amino acids. The transcript has 2 exons. NCBI's taxonomy places the organism in Eukaryota, Metazoa, Arthropoda, Insecta, Hymenoptera, Diprionidae.